Molecule: messenger RNA, 2609 nt
Organism: Thamnophis sirtalis
Lineage: Eukaryota; Metazoa; Chordata; Lepidosauria; Squamata; Natricidae
Source: RefSeq, a predicted model, not a curated record
AUGCGCAGAAGGUGGUGCACAUGUACAGACAAGGUGCGUGCAUGCAAGCGCAUUCACAUUUUCAAACCAGUAGAGAAGUUUUUAAUAAGUGACCACGACCAAGACCCUCAAUGUAACCUUCAGUGCUCCAGAUCUGCUGCCAAGCCUCUCUGUGCUUCGGAUGGCAGGACCUAUGAAUCCAUGUGUGAUUAUCAGAGGGCAAAGUGCAAGGAUUCCAAUCUGAAUGUGGCACAUCGAGGCAGAUGUAAAGAUGCUGGUCAGAGCAAAUGCAGAUUAGAAAGAACCCAAGCACUGGAUCAAGUGAAGAAGCCACAAGAAGCGGUCUUUGUUCCAGAGUGUCAUGAGGAUGGAUCAUUUACCCAAAAAAUUAAUUCGUGUGACCAAGAAAGGCAGAGUGCACUUGAGGAAGCCAAGCAGAAUCCACGUGAAGGAAUUGUUAUCCCUGAAUGUGCCCCUGGAGGACUGUACAAACCAGUGCAGUGUCAUCAGUCCACGGGCUACUGCUGGUGUGUUCUGGUAGACACUGGUCGCCCCCUACCUGGCACUUCCACCCGAUAUGAGACCCCUGUAUGUGAAAGCGAUGCUCGAUCCAGAAGCCCAGAAAUUGAUGAUCCUUUCAAAGACCGAGAACUUCCAGGUUGCCCAGAAGGGAAAAAAGUAGAAUUUAUUACCAGUUUACUGGAUGCGCUCACCACAGAUAUGGUACAGGCUAUUAACUCAGCAGCACCUGCCGGAGGUGGAAGGUUCUCUGAGCCUGAUCCCAGUCAUACCCUGGAAGAGCGAGUGGUUCAUUGGUACUUCAGCCAGCUGGACAACAAUAACAGCAGCGACAUCAACAAAAGGGAGAUGAAACCCUUCAAGCGCUACGUGAAGAAGAAAGCCAAGCCCAAGAAAUGUACCCGACGCUUCACUGACUAUUGUGAUCUCAACAAAGACAAGUCCAUCUCACUUCAGGAAUUGAAAGGCUGUUUGGGGGUCAGGAAGGAAGAAGGUAGCAUUGGCAGCUUCCCACAUGGAAAAAGGCAAGGCGUUAAUCCUUUCAUAGGACGUCUUGUCUAAGAGGAUAUGCCAUGGAUGGAUGGAUGGAUGGAAGGAGAUGGGAUGCAUGACCAUUUGAAAACAUGUAGGACUGGCAACAACCAGUAUAGCAGAAGUGGCAGUCACAACAUUUGCACUUUGUUAAAAAAGAAAGAAAAAAGAAGAGGAGGAGAAAAAUUGUCUGCAUAUAAUACAGGUUUUUUUUAGUAAUCUGAAGAAAAGACCACUGAAAUUUGGAAAGAAAGCUGAACAUCUACUUGUGAUUUAAAUCUUAAGGAUUGCCUGGACUUGAAAAAAUGUUUAAUAUACUGUACAUAAAAUGUAAAUUACACAGUGAUUUUCUGUUGGCUAUAGGAUAACUAUUUGAUUCCUGCCUGGUUUUUGUUUCCUUUGUUUCCUUUUUAAGAGGCACAGCAGAUUCAGGAAUGUCUUCCUGGACAGGAGUGUCUUCUAACACCACCCAACCUUUGUUAAAUAAUAUCAGCUCUGCCUUCAUUACAUUCAUUACAGAGAUUGUUGGAUGGUUCUUUAUAAAAUGUUGUAAAUCACGGAUGAGGAAAUGAUCUAAAUAUGUACUCUAUGGCAGUGGUCCCCAAUUCCAGUCCACGCAUUGCUAACAAUUUGCUGCCUGUCGGCAACUGGACUGUACAUGUUGCUGGUGAAUAUGCCAUUUGCACAAGCGGCAGACAUGCACAUGAAACCAUCUCCUCCUCCUGCCGCUACCACUGAUGGCAGUCUGCGGAGCCAGAAAGGUUGGGGAUCGCUGAUCUGGGGAAUAUUCAAGAAAUGUAAAAGUGAGCAGUAUGAAAUUAUAAAUGGGGGUGUGGACUUCAUGGCACUCCAGAUAUUGUUGGACUUUAAUGUACAUAUGUUUAGGCAGCAUAUCUAAUGUUUACAGGCAGCAAAAAUGAGACAAAACCUCUACCCAGUUCAGGAAUCCAAAAUAAAGCAACUUCACAAAAUAGCUGUCAUAACCCUGGCUUGAGCUCAUUUUAUGCACACAUCCCUGGAUGUGUGCAUAAGAUACUUGGUUCCUUGAGUGAACUGGAUAUGAGUGAACGGUUCUUAUUGAUAGGAAGUUUUUUUCCCCCAUUCAGAAGGAAUUUCCCUUCAGUUCCCUAUUCUGGAACAAGAGACGACUUUGGAAUUUAUUCUGUGUGAAGUGUUUCACAUUGUGGUGUCUACCAGUUGACCAUUGUGAGGACAGACUACUGGGGUCAGAGGUCCAGUCCAGCCAGAAUCUCACUGCUUAUAUUCUUAAUUUCUUGGUCCUGGCUGUUUUGGUAUUUAGGGAAAGCAAGAGUGGGUUGCAACAAUGACUUUUUUGGAUUGUGGAUCUUGAAAGUUUACUAUACAUAGGUGAAAGUUCGAAACUGGGCAAAAACAUUUUCUUAUUUUUUAAAUCUGGGUUGAAUCAUUUCACAGAUUUACUGUAAAAUGAAUUUUUGUCUCAUGGUUCGCCAGCACCCCCUGCUGGCUUCUCUGAUUUUUCACAUACAAUGAAUGUGUCUUUAAAAUCUUUGUUAUUUUUCCUUUCUUUUGUUCACAACACUUAUUCUGUAUGCAUUCAA